Messenger RNA from Pisolithus orientalis, 654 nucleotides. RefSeq lists its product as uncharacterized. The coding region runs from base 1 to 654 and encodes 217 amino acids. The transcript has 6 exons. Lineage: Eukaryota; Fungi; Basidiomycota; Agaricomycetes; Boletales; Pisolithaceae. The record is from RefSeq and is a predicted model, not a curated record.
AUGUCUUUUGCUAAUGCUAUCUUCCCUAGCAUGCCUCCUGCGACAUUGUCAGACUCCCCAACCAAGCUAUCUGACUUCGCAAGUCAAUGGACCAACACCAUCAAGCACACUCGAGCUCACACACUCAUGACUCCUCCUCAUGACAGUGACAAGUACAACAUGAAGCACUGGCUGGAACAUUGGACUGGUGCUUGGGCCAACAUAGACUCCUUAGCCAAGGAGGCUAGCUCUGAACAGCUGGAGAUUCCGAGUACCAAUGAGAUGGUCACUAAACUGCUCAGGGAGGCCAUGAAGAGUGAGGAUGUCUCUCAACUAGUUGAUGAUGUUUCUAUGGGCAACUCCACAGCUGGUGUGAGUGGAUCCUGGGUUCAGUCCCAUCGAGGAGGAUCUGCACUUCCCAAGGGGAAGAAUAAGUCAAAGGAAGUCUUCGAUGGGGUCGAGAUCCUUACCACUAACUGGUCUCUUCUGCUGCCACCUAAGCCCUCUCAACCCACAACAGCAGCCAAGAUGCCUCCCUGUGUUUUCCACAAGGUCAAUGACACCAUCAAGACACCAGUUGUCUCUGCUUUGACCUUGGCACUGCUAGAGGGACUGUUGCAGGAAGAGAACCUGCCACCACAAGGCUUAUGGGGCAGUCCUUUGCCACCUGGGUGA